This is a messenger RNA of Danaus chrysippus (African queen), 231 nucleotides long. Lineage: Eukaryota; Metazoa; Arthropoda; Insecta; Lepidoptera; Nymphalidae. The record is from the annotation of a GenBank genome assembly.
AUGAUGAGCGGAGUAGGACCCGCGGGCGGUGCAUUAAGCCGGCGGCAAACAUCAAAGGGCCCUUUGACCGAGCCGACAGUCGACACCCUCCCCUCCCCUCGACCCCAACACACACCCCUCGACACCCUCGCGACUACCCGCGACGAUACUACAGGGCGGUGUCGUGAGACGUGGGGCUGGAGAGGCUCGUUAUCACACUCUCGGCGAGCCCGCGGCCCCGGCGACGUAUAA